AUGAGUGGGUGGGCCCCGACGUCAAUGUGGUGGGACCACUACAGAUCCCACACAGCGAUGGAUUCCAAUUGUCCGAGAGCUCACACUUCUUUGGUAAGCAAUCUCCAGUGACUAGCCUGGACCCAGAUCUGUACUGUAUAGUGCCUUGCAAAAGUAUUCAUCCCCCUUGGUGUUUUUCCUAUUUUGUUGCAUUACAAUCUGUAAUUUAAAUAGAUUUUUAUUUGGAUUUCAUGUAAUGGACAUACACAAAAUAGUCCAAAUUAGUGAAGUGAAAUGAAAAAAAUAACUUGUUUAAAAAAAUUUGAAAGAAUAAAUAACGGAAAAGUUGUGCGUGCAUAUGUAUUCACCCCCUUUGCUAUGAAGCCCCUAAAUAAGAUCUGGUGCAACCAAUUACCUUCAGAAGUCACAUAAUUAGUUAAAUAAAGUCCACCUGUGUGCAAUCUAAGUGUCAUAUUAUCUGUCACAUGAUCUCAGUAUAUAUACACCUGUUCUGAAAGGCCCCAGCAUCUGCAACGCCACUAAGCAAGGGGCACCACCAAGCAAGUGGCACCUUGAAGACCAAGGAGCUCUCCAAACAGGUCAGGGACAAAGUUUGGAGAAGUACAGAUCAGGGUUGGGUUAUAAAAAAAUAUCUGAAACUUUGAACAUCCCACGGAGCACCAUUUAAAUCCAUUAUUAAAAAAUUGAAAGAAUAUGGCACCACAACAAACCUGCCAAGAGACGGCCGCCCACCAAAACUCACGGACCAGGCAAGGAGGGCAUUAAUCAGAAAGGCAACAAAGAGCCCAAAGAUAACCCUGAAGGAGCUGCAAAGCUCCACAUCGGAGAUUGGAGUAUCUGUCCAUAGGACCACUUUAAGCCUAGCACUCCACAGAGCUGGGCUUUACAGAAGAGUGGCCAGAAAAAAGCCAUUGUUUAAAGAAAGAAAUAAGCAAACACGUUUGGUGUUUGCCAAAAGCCAUGUGGGAGACUCCCCAAACAUAUGGAAGAGGGAGACUCCCCAAACAUAUGGAAGAAGGUACUCUGGUCAGAUUAGACUAAAAUUGAGCUUUUUGGCCAUCAAGGAAACCUCUAUGUCUGGCGCAAACCCAACACCUCUCAUCACCUCGAGAACACCAUCCCCACAGUGAAGCAUGGUGGUGGCAGCAUCAUGCUGUGGGGAUGUUUUUCAUUGGCAGGGACUGGGAAACUGGUCAGAAUUGAAGGAAUGAUGGAUGGCACUAAAUACAGGGAAAUUCUUGAGGGAAACCUGUUUCAGUCUUCCAGAGAUUUGAGACUGGGACGGAGGUUCACCUUCCAGCAGGACAAUGACCCUAAGCAUAGUGCUAAAGCAACACUUGAGUGGUUUAAGGGGAAACAUUUAAAUGUCUUUCAAAGCCCAGACUUCAAUCUAAUUGAGAAUCUGUGGUAUGACUUAAAGAUUGCUGUACACCAGCGGAACCCAUCCAACUUGAAGGAAGUGGAGCAGUUUAUGUUUAUGGGGGGGGGAAUAGUUAUGCACGCUCAAGUUUUCAGUUCUUUUGUCUUAUUUCUUGUUUGUUUCACAAGAAAAAAUAUUUUGCAUCUUCAAAGUGGUAGCCAUGUUGUGUAAAUCAAAUGAUACAAACCCCCAUAAAAUCCAUUUUAAUUCCAGGUUGUAAGGCAACAACAUAGGAAAAAUGCCAAGGGGGGUGAAUACUUUUGCAAGCCGCUGUAUGUGCUUCAUCUAACAGCUCCGACAAUUUUAGUCAUGCGUAAUAUCGUGGUCAAAAGUUUUGAGAAUGACACAAGUAUUUGUCUUCACAAAGUUUGCUGCUUCAGUGUUUUUAGAUAUUUUUGUCAGAUGUUACUAUGGUAUACUGAAGUAUAAUUACAAGCAUUCCAUAAGUGUCAAAGGCUUUUUAUUGACAAUUACAUUAAGUUUAUGCAAAGAGACAAUAUUUGCAGUGUUGACCCUUCUUUUUCAAGACCUCUGCAAUCCGCCCUGGCAUGCUGUCAAUUCAAUUCUGGGCCACAUCAUGACUGAUGGCAGCCCAUUCUUGCAUAAUCAAUGCUUGGAGUUUGUCAGAAUUUGUGGGUUUUUGUUUGUCCACCCACCUCUUGAGAAUUGACCACAAGUUCUCAAUGGGAUUAAGAUCUGGGGAGUUUCCUGGCCAUGGACCCAAAAUUUCGAUGUUUUGUUCCUCGAGCCACUUAGUUAUCAGUUUUGCCUUUUAGCAAGGUGCUCCAUCAUGCUGGAAAAGGCAUUGUUCGUCACCAAACUGUUCUUGGAUGGUUGGGAGAAGUUGCUCUCGGAGGAUGUGUUGGUACCAUUCUUUAUUCAUGACUGUGUUCUUAGGCACAAUUGUGAGUGAGCCCACUCCCUUGGCUCAGAAGCAACCCCACACAUGAAUGGUCUGAGGAUGCUUUACUGUUGGCAUGACACAGGACUGAUGGUAGCGCUCACCUUGUCUUCUCCAGACAAGCUUUUUUCCGGAUGCCCCAAACAAUCGGAAAGGGGAUUCAUCAGAGAAAAUGACUUUACCCCAGUCCUCAGCAGUCCAAUCCCUGUACCUUUUGCAGAAUAUCAGUCUGUCCCUGAUGUUUUUCCUGGAGAGAAGUGGCUUCCUCGCUGCCCUUCUUGACACCAGGCCAUCCUCCAAAAGUCUUUGCCUCACUGUGCGUGCAGAUGCACUCACACCUGCCUGCUGCCAUUCCUGAGCAAGCUCUGCACUGGUGGUGCCCCGAUCCCGCAGCUGAAUCAACUUUAGGAGACGGUCCUGGCGCUUGCUGGACUUUCUUGGGCGCCCUGAAGCCUUCUUCACAACAAUUGAACCUCUCUCCUUGAAGUUCUUGAUGAUCCGAUAAAAUUGUUGAUUUAGGUGGAAUCUUACUAGCAGCAAUAUCCUUGCCUGUGAAGCCCUUUUUGUGCAAAGCAAUGAUGACGGCACGUGUUUCCUGCAGGUAACCAUAACAGAUGAAAAACAAUGAUUUCAAGCACCACCCUGCUUUUAAAGCUUCCAGUCUGUUAUUCUAACUCAAUCAGCAUGACAGCGUGAUCUCCAGCCUUGUUCUCGUCAACACUCUCACCUGUGUUAACGAGAGAAUCACUGACAUGAUGUCAACUGGUCCUUUUGUGGCAGGGCUGAAAUGCAGUGGAAAUGUUUUUGGGGGAUUAAGUUCAUUUUCAUGGCAAAGAGGGACUUUGCAAUUAAUUGCAAUUAACCUGAUCACUCUUCAUAACAUUCUGGAGUAUAUGCAAAUUGCCAUCAUAAAAACUGAGGCAGCAGACUUUGUGAAAAUUAAUAUUUGUGUCAUUCUCAAAACUUUUGACCACGACUGUACUAUAUUACAGUAUAUACAGUAAAUGCAUAUGCAGUGGCGAUUUUAGCAGGUCAAUCUUGGUGGGGCAAACUCUUUAUUUUUUAUGCAUGCCAGCAAAGCCACUACACCACACUAAACAAUACAUUAAUUGCGCUAUAACGGUGACAUAAAGCUGUCUCAACAGCAGAGCUUUCUUUGCAGCACCAUGGAGUGAAUCCUUACCACCGCUGCACCUGGCUAUCAGCGGAGCCUUGUCUGGCAGUGAAACAGUUCAUUCAGACUCAUUUACUGCCUUUAAAAAAAAACAUAGCUGAUAUGGUUGACUUGCUUAAACAAAUAUGGUUUCUACUGACAAUUUAGAUGUACAAACUAUGGCAUAAGGGGAUGAUGAGCGGAUAAGAGGCAAUCUGUAAUUCGAUAAAGACAUUAAAAAGCGAGCUAAGACGGACGUAGUCAAUAUAAUUUUGUUCAGCACUUUUGAAAUGUACAGCGACAGAAUUUAGAACAUGGGCCAUUCUUACAGUAUUCUCCCUUUACACUAAGUCAGAACCGUAGGAUAAAUAAAGGGGGCAUAUAAGCAGACAAUUAAAGUUUUUACAGUAUUCUACGAUGACGUUUCUCUAAAACAGGCUAUAGGCUACAUGUGCACCACCAAGUCAGAACAUGAGGGGGAAAGGUACCAUAUUAUUAGAGUGAGGCACAUGGGCUACUAACAGCUUACUACACAACAUACACUUAGUAUUACUUUCUUAGUUACAGUAUACAUAUCUCCCUGGCGUAUUACAUAAUUUAUGCAGCAGCAUACAAUACGUUUUUGGACUCUUGGACCUUGUUGUGAUGAGCUCACUUGAACAGGAAGGUGGCGCGGCCGUCCUUCUUUUGUCAUCAAAGUCUGGCAUUCUCUGGAUUUAUGAUGCUUUCAAGACAACUGUGAACUUGGAAAAAAACAAGGUUGAAUCAUGACGUUAGUGAUCUUCAGGUCGGAGCUCUAGAAAGAGGCCCGCGUUACCGACUUGGAAUUCUGAGUUGGAUGACUAUUCAAUAAGUAUUUUCCCAGUCGGAGCUAGUUUUUUUCCGAGUUCCCAGUUGGCUUGAACUCUGAAGUCUGAGAUUUCCCAGUUCCGAGUUUCCAGUUGGCUGGCCCAUGGUGUUGCAUGUGAAUGUUUAUCCUUUAAGUUUGGAAAAUAUACUUUUAAACCCAGACUUGGACCACACACCCUUUCCACUGAAUAGCAGGCUAAUGAUUGCUUUGCAACGCUUGCAGUUAGCCACUGAUUUCUUCCAAACCACUCAUUGUUGAAUUUGCGAUUUCCAACUUGUUGUGUAAUGUUUAUGUCCAAUGGCCGAUGAGCACCGAUACGCUCUGCCCCACCUGCCCUGAAUGACGGGUUGCCACUGUGCAUAUGGCAUGCCUAUGAUAGUUAGGAGAGUUGGCACAUGCAGAUCUGGGAUCAGGCAAUCCAGUGGCCAGCUCUGACACAUAUUACACCUCAGGCAGUAGCAGCCAGUCACACAAGCCAGAUGUCAAAGUGACUUUACACAUUACCGAACCAACUACCUGUAAUGAUGGGCAGAAAUGUCUGUCAGGUUAAUAAGUAGCCAUGACAACCUUUGCUCCCCUUUGGCACUACUGAGUCAGUCCUCAAGCAAGCACCAAGGUGUUCUGUUCUAGGACUUCUGUAGCGGAAUUUUUAUGGAGAAGUUCCUUUACCGAAGAUAAUAGAGGGAGGUAUGCUGAGGUAGAAUAAAUAAAGGUAAGAGUAGAGCCGCAGAAGGGGAUUACUUUUCAGGUGGUCAGGGAGAGAGAGGGGAGGUUUUUAUCAUGGGUGUGCUGGGUCACCCUGAGAUGGCCAUGGUCUAGAACAAAUCUUCAGGUCAGUAUCUCAUGCCUGACGAUCUUGUUGCGUCAGCUUGGGUUAUGUGUGUUAUCAGAUGAGUUUAGAUUAACUCAACCCUAUAGAACUAUACGGCUUAAUUCCAGCAGCUUUUUUGUUGUCCAGGAUUUACUUUUACCUUAAUGUAUUUUAAUGAAUAGAAUUGAUAUGACAUGGUUCCAAUGCUAGCUGACGUCUAACUUUCAAGGGUUCAUGCUGACAUAAUAGAAAUAUAAUUAUUAUAAUUUAUGACAUAGUAGGUACACCUGAUGAUAAAGCAUUGUGAAAUAUAAAUAUAUGUAAAAUAUAAGUAUAGAUAAGUACUAUAUAUCUUUGAAGAAUAGUUGGAAAACUCAAGCUGUCCCGUCAUUCUGCUAUGACAGUGUGUUUUGUGAGAGUGUGAGUGGCUGAGUUUAUGUAGGUUACUAUCCCCUGUUAUGUUAAUGUUUAAAUACUCAGAUUAAGUCACUAUCUAAUACUACUGUAACAGCUGGGAAGUGAAUUUGACAGUCGUACUUCACUAUCCUUGGGAAAAUACAGGAGUUAUUGGCUUGUGAAAUGUGUAGCUAUUGUGGAUUUUCUGAACCAUGCUGAAAUCAAGCUGGCUUUUUAGUUGGCUAAAGAAACAACACAUGAUUCAAAAAAUGAGGUGAUUGCACACUUCUUUUCAGUGAUAGUAUAAUUUAAUCUAUGCAUCUUUCUUUUCUCCACUCAGAUAUUCUGGCAGAGCAAGGGAGCCCUCUGCUCCAGGAUCAAGAGGUCUUAGCCUUCACCAGCUAUCCCAGCAUGCAAUACCCCUCGGUGGAGCCCACCAUGUCCUCCCUUCCAUACUACUCCAGUCAGAAUUACUACCCCCAGUACAGCGGCGAGGAGUGGUACUCACCCAUAGAGAUGUAUGAACUGAGGAAAGGACCCCUGGAGGGUAGCUAUGAUGCUGAAAUGGAAGAGGCAUCCGCCAUAGUGCCUCCGGUGUGCAAGAGGACCAGGCACACUUCCCACACAGGCAGGGUCAAAGGGGAGGAGCUGUGUGUGGUGUGUGGGGACAAGGCAUCCGGGUACCACUAUAACGCUCUCACCUGUGAAGGGUGUAAAGGUAAGUGCAGUGGUUAAGUGUGCUACAUCUUGAUCAUAGCUGUAGACAUUGAAGUGUUAUGGACUACAGAUCUUCACCGUCUUCUACAACGUAGAUCCAAAUAAGAGCCUCUUCCACAUUCGACACAAGACACUACUCUAUGGAUGGGCUCACUUCUUCUAAAAGCCUGUGUUGAUCACUUCUGGUUUUGCUCCGUAGCUAUUGCUAGAACAGUAUUGUAAUCUGAAUAUAGUUGGGAGAUUCUAUAAUGUAAUAUGAUGUCUACAGAGUAGCCCACUGGUAUGACAAACAUCCAGAAGGUGAUCAGUAUGAUAUUUUGUCAUGACGAGGAUGAAUGAAGGAAUUGUCUCUGGACUCAAUGCCAGGAGUAAGCAGCAUGACUUUACAGCACCUCUUCAUGUAAAAAUUACGAGCUCAGUGACACCCAAUGUGACGAAUCACAACUAACAACACCUCCCUAACUUUCUUAAUCACAGCAUUUCUACUCAAUUUCUUGCAAAACCUCAGGUGAAUGGGUACACGUGUAAUUUCACCCUCUUAGGGUGGACAAUGGCAUGGUUGCAGUCACUGGGCUGUCCUGCCUCGUGUCUGAGUGUAGGUUUGAGGUUAGGUUGUCCCUCGUCGGUUCACCCUCCGGAUAUCGUUCCCACUCUAUAAUGGCAUAGAGAACCAGAGUUAAGCAAUGUUAAUGUGUGUCACUGUACUCAUCUCCCUACGCUUGAAUGUCUAAUUACCUGUUACAAAGCUAUCGUGUGUGUGCCCACUGUAUGGAACCAGUCCAAAAAGGCUCUCAAAAGGCUCUCAAAAGGGCAUCUUUCUCGCACUGGUAGUUAGUGUCAAAAUAAAAUGUUAUUGGUCGUGUAUACAUACAUUGCAGAUGUUAUAGCGAGUGUAGCGAAAUCCUGAUGUUCCUAGCUACAAUUGUGCAGUAAUACCUAGCAAUACAAAACAAUACAUGCAAAUCCCCCAAAAUAAAUAUAAAAUAAUUAAGAAAUAUAUAAAUAUUAGUACGAGCAAUGUCAGAGUCCUCAAUAUAAAUAUGCAUUCGGAAAGUAUUCAGACCCCUUCACUUUUUCCACAUUUUGUUACGUUACAGCCUUAUGCUAAAAUGGAUACAAUUAUUUAUUUUUUCUCAUCAAUCUACACACAAUACCCCAUAAUGACAAAGUGAAAACAGGUUUUUAGAUUUUUUUUGGCAAAUGUAUUAAAAAUUAAAAACAGAAAUACCUUAUUUACAUAAGUAUUCAGACCCUUUGCUAUGAGACUCGAAAUUGAGCUCAGGUGCAUCCUAUUUCCAUUGAUCAUCCUUGAUAUGUUUCUACAACUUGAUUGGAGUCCACAUGAUUUGGAAAAGCACACACCUGUCUAUAUAAGGUCCCACAAUUGACAGUGCAUGUCAAAAACCAAGCCAUGAGGUCGAAGGAAUUGUCCGUAUUGCUCCGAAACAGGAUUGUGUCGAGGCACAGAUCUGGGGAAGGAUGGCCAAUCAAUUGAAAUUACCACAGGUGGAAACAAAAUGCACCUGAGCUCAAUUUCGAGGCUCAUAAGACAGAGGGUCUGAAUACAUAUGUAAAUCAAGUAUUUCCGUUUUUUAUGUUUUAUAAAUUUGCUAAAAUUUCUAAAAAUCUGUUUUCACUUUGUCAUUAUGGGGUAUUGUGUGUAGAUUAAUCCAUUUUAGAAUAAGGCUGUAACACAACAAAAUGUGGGGGAAAAAAGGGGUCUGAAUACUUUCCGAAUGCACUGUACAUAUGAAGUGGAUAAAACAGUAUGUAAACAUUAUUAAAGUGACCACUGUUCAAUUAUUACAGUACCAGUCAAAUGUUUGGACACACCUACUCAUUCCAAGGUUUUCCUUUAUUUUUUUUAAUGUUCUACAUUGUAGAAUAAUAGUAAAGACAUCAAAAUAUGAAAUUGAGAUGGUUUGGGAUGAGUCGGACGGCAGAGUGAAGGAAAAGCAGCCAACAAGUGCUCAGCAUAUUUCGGAACUCCUUCAAGACUGUUGGAAAAGCAUUCCAGGUGGAGCUGGUCGAAAGAAUGCCAAGAGUGUGCAAAGCUGUCAUCAAGGCAAUGGGUGGCUAUUUGAAGAAUCUCAAAUAUAAAAUAUAUUUUGAUUUGUUUAAUACUUUUUUGGUUACUACAUGAUUCCAUGUGUGUUAUUUCAUAGUUCUGAUGUCUUCACUAUUAUUCUACAAUGUAAAAAAAAAAGUAAAAAUAAAGAAAAACCUUUGAAUGAGUAGGUGUGUCCAACCUUUUGACUGGUGGUGUACGUACCUAGCGGAGCAGUCUCUAAGGUGCAGGGUUGAGUACCGGGUGGUAGCCGGCUAGUAAUAGUGACUAAAGUUCAGGGCAGGGUACUGGGCGGAGUCCGGCUAGUGGUGACUAUUUAACAGUCUGAUGGCCUGGAGAUAGAAGCUGUUUUUCAGUCUCUCUGUCCCAGCUUUGAUGCACCUGUACUGACCUUGCAUUCUGGAUGAUAGCAGGGUGAACAGGUCGUGGCCGUUGUGAGGGUUAACACGCUUAAAUGUCUUACUCACGUCGGCCACAGAUAAUUAGAGUUCACAGUCCUCGUAAGCGGCGGUGGCCCGUGUCGGCAGCGCUGUGUUUUCCUCGAAGCGGGCGAAGAAGGUGUUUAGUGUGUCUGGGAGCAAUGCAUCGGUGUCCACGAUGUGGCUGGUUUUCCCUUUAUAAUCCGUGAUUGUCUGGAGUCCCUGCCACAUACGUCUGGUGUCUGAGCCGUUGAAUUGCGACUCCACUCUGUGCUGACGUUUUGCAUGUUUGAUUGCCUUACGGAGGGCAUAGCUGGACUGUACGCUGUGUUACACUGUUAAAAGGGGAUAAUGUUAAUGGUUUGAAGCACCCCUUGGGCAUAGGUCAAGACCAAGGGCAUAGAUCAGCCACAAACCAAUGCCAUCACUCCAUUAGAGGUUUAAUUUAUGGGAGACGGUGUAUCUGUAUCGUGUCAUAGGGUUUGUAGCGCAAGGCUAUCAGGUUUAUUCCAAUGUUCCUAUUGAGCUAAUCCGAUUCAAGGCACAGUCCACCUCUACAACAUACAGAUGUAGGAUCCUAAUUCGACCUAUAUUGCUACAGGAAAAUAAUCCUGCAGCAACAGGAUUUGAACGUUUAGUCCAUAAUGUUGCUUGAUCGGUGGUUAGGCUAUUAUAGCUUGCUAAAAGUAGGCUACAUGAAAAGUGCAAUACUGUUAAUAGAACCGUGUGUUAGUGUGGGUUUUCAGUGGAUUUAUGUAAAUCACAAAGCUCAUCUCCAAAUUCCCAGCAACAAAAGAGUGAUCAAAGUAAGAUCCUGCAUCUGUAGUGGUGUUAUUUGCUUUACAGUACGUAAUAUCACUAGUAUUUCAUCAUAUGACCAAAGACUGAGGUCACUGGGUAAUUGUGCUGAUCACUGCCUUCAGGCUUCUUCAGACGGAGCAUCACGAAGAACGCCGUGUACAAGUGCAAGAGUGAAGGGACCUGUGAGAUGGACAUGUACAUGCGCAGGAAGUGCCAGGAGUGUCGUCUCCGGAAGUGCAAGGAGAUGGGCAUGCUGUCAGAGUGUGAGUAUAUCAGCACUCACGCCAACAGCUGUUGGCAUCUCUCCAUUUAUCCUCAUGGGAUACUGUACCCAUUAUGUCAGACUUAAUGGUACAGACUGUGAAGUACUGGUAUUAUUGAUAAGGAAAGGGACUAAUAGUCAAGGGAAACCAUAAACCAUCAUUACUGAAAGAAGUUUUACACUGAAUUCUACAAGAAAGGUGGUCAUGACAUAUGGAGGAUAGUCUUUACUCCAGAAUCCAUGUAGUUGUAGAUCUCCUAUUGCAUCGCUAAGCAUAUUGCUAUUUCUUAUGUGCAACGGAAUAUCUUGCCAACGUCAGGAAAUGAAUUUGGUGAUAACACCAGCUCUUUGAUAUACUACUAUGUGCAUUUAUUACUUGAGAGACUACAUUGCAGGUUUUAUUAACUCAUGGUACUUGUUACUUGAUGCACAUACUAUACCAUAUUACCUGCCCGUACAAAAAAUAAUAUUCAACCCCUUUCUUUUAAUUCAACUGAAGCACUGGCACAUUUAAGGGGACCUUUAAGAAGAAGUGCCCCUGCUAUUUCCCUAUAGAGCUUGUAAACAAAUUGUAUUGCAUUUUAACAUUCAUCUAUCCAUUUACUUUUAAUCAGUUUAGGAUCAACAUGGUUAAACAGUCACUCACUAUCAGUAUUUGAUUCAGAUUGACAUGUGUCUAGCUGUGAGUCUGUCCCCCUGACUAUCUCUUCAGACUGUAUGAUAGCAUCAUAAUGUUCUUUCAAUGCACUGGGGACAUUCUCAGAUCAUAGCAGAGAAUUCUCAUUGUGAAUUCUAACACGACUAUUUUGAUUUUCACUGAGGGACAGUGUGUUAUACCUCUCACAAUAGAAAGGUCUCACCAUUGUUGCUCUUCAAGGAAGAGAGAGAGGAGAGAGAGCUAGAGAGAGAGAGAGAUAUCGAGAGAGAACGAGCUAGAUAAGAUAGAGAGAGUAGUAGAGAGAGAGGAGCGAGAGCGAUAGAAGAGAGACUCUAGAGAUAUAGAGAGAGAAGUAUGAGAUCUCUAUCUCGCUAGCUCUCGCUCUUAUCGAGACUAUAGAUGAGCGAUAGACUCUCUCUGAGCGCGAGAGAGAGAUCGAUCGAUGCAGCGCUAUGUCGAUCUCCAAGGAUGAGAGAGGAGCAGAGAGGAGAGAGAGAGAGAGAGAGAGAACACUUCAACUGGAGGAUAAGGUAUUUUGGCAUAAAUAAAAGAAGAAUGGUGAAAUUAAGGUGUAAAACAUUAUCAAAAAUACAUGGUCAUGAUGAAAUCUUUGUGUCCUUCUCUCUAGCUUAAUCCUACCACAAAUGACACCCAAUUAGUGUAUUUGGGGUAUCAGGAGGACGGAGUUGUUGCCCAUAAAUGUUGUAAGGAAGUUACAGGUAGCAGGUGUGAUGCGUGAUUUGAAGGAGUCAGGCGCAGGAGGGUAAAGUAUACAGAGUUUAUUCUGUAAUCCAGCGUAACCAGUCCAGUGCGCAAAAGAGGCGCACUGGAACAAACAUGCACAAGGGGAAAAUACAUUUACAUUUACAUUUACGUCAUUUAGCAGACGCUCUUAUUUUUUUUUUGGGGGGGUAAGGGGGGGGUAGAAGGAUUACUUUAUCCUAUCCCAGGUAUUCCUUAAAGAGGUGGGGUUUCAAGUGUCUCCGGAAGGUGGUGAGUGACUCCGCUGUCCUGGCGUCAUGAGGGAGCUUGUUCCACCAUUGGGGUGCCAGAGCAGCGAACAGUUUUGACUGGGCUGAGCGGGAACUGUGCUUCCGCAAAGGUAGGGGGGCCAGCAGGCCAGAGGUGGAUGAACGCAAUGCCCUCGUUUGGGUGUAGGGACUGAUCAGAGCCUGAAGGUACGGAGGUGCCGUUCCCCUCACAGCUCCGUAGGCAAGCACCAUGGUCUUGUAGCAGAUGCAAGCUUCAACUGGAAGCUAGUGGAGUGUGCGGAGGAGCAGGGUGACGUGAGAGAACUUGGGAAGGUUGAACACCAGACGGGCUGCGGCAUUCUGGAUGAGUUGUAGGGGUUUAAUGGCACAGGCAGGGAGCCCAGCCAACAGCGAGUUGCAGUAAUCCAGACGGGAGAUGACAAGUGCCUGGAUUAGGACCUGUGCCGCUUCCUGUGUAAGGCAGGGUCGUACUCUCCGAAUGUUGUAGAGCAUGAACCUACAGGAUCGGGUCACCGCCUUGAUGUUAGUGGAGAACGACAGGGUGUUGUCCAGGGUCACGCCAAGGCUCUUUGCACUCUGGGAGGAGGACACAACGGAGUUGUCAACCGUGAUGGUGAGAUCAUGGAACGGGCAGUCCUUCCCCGGGAGGAAGAGCAGCUCCGUCUUGCCAAGGUUCAGCUUGAGGUGGUGAUCCGUAAUCCACACUGAUAUGUCUGCCAGACAUGCAGAGAUGCGAUUCGCCACCUGGUUAUCAGAAGGGGGAAAGGAGAAGAUUAGUUGUGUGUCGUCUGUGUAGCAAUGAUAGGAGAGGCCAUGUGAGGAUAUGACAGAGCCAAAUGACUUGGUGUAUAGCGAGAAUAGGAGAGGGCCUAGAACUGAGCCCUGGGGGACACCAGUGGGGAGAGCACGUGGUGCGGAGACAGAUUCUCGCCACGGCACUUGGUAGGAGCGACCUGUCAGGUAGGACACAAUCCAAGAGUGAGCUGCGCCAGAGAUGCCCAACUCGGAGAGGGUGGAGAGGAGGAUCUGAUGGUUCACAGUAUCAAAGGCAGCAGACAGGUCUAGAAGGACAAGAGCAGAGGAGAGAGAGUUAGCUUUAGCAGUGGGGAGAGCCUCCGUGACACAGAGAAGAGCAGUCUCAGUUGAAUGACCAGUCUUGAAACCUGACUGGUUUGGAUCAAGAAGGUCAUUCUGAGAGAGAUAGCAAGAGAGUUGGCUAAAGACGGCACGCUCAAUCAAUCAAUUUUAUUUUAUAUAGCCCUUCUUACAUCAGCUAAUAUCUCGAAGUGCUGUACAGAAACCCAGCCUAAAACCCCAAACAGCUAGUAAUGCAGGUGUAGAAGCACGGUGGCUAGGAAAAACUCCCUAGAAAGGCGAAAACCUAGGAAGAAACCUAGAGAGGAACCAGGCUAUGAGGGGUGGCCAGUCCUCUUCUGGCUGUGCCGGGUGGAGAUUAUAACAGAACCAUGCCAAGAUGUUCAAAAAUGUUCAUAAGUGACAAGCAUGGUCAAAUAAUAAUCAGGAAUAAAUCUCAGUUGGCUUUUCAUAGCCGAUCAUUAAGAGUUGAAAACAGCAGGUCUGGGACAGGUAGGGGUUUCGUAGCCGCAGGCAGAACAGUUGAAACUGGAAUAGCAGCAAGGCCAGGCGGACUGGGGACAGCACGCUCAAGAGUUUUGGAGAGAAAAGAAAGAAGGGAUACUGGUCUGUAGUUGUUGACAUCGGAGGGAUCGAGUGUAGGUUUUUUGAGAAGGGGUGCAACUCUCGCUCUCUUGAAGACGGAAGGGACAUAGCCAGCGGUCAAGGAUGAGUUGAGGAGCGAGGUGAGGUAAGGGAGAAGGUCUCCGGAAAUGGUCUGGAGAAGAGAGGAGGGGAUAGGGUCAAGCGGGCAGGUUGUUGGGCGGCCGGCCAUCACAAGUCGCAAGAUUUCAUCUGGAGAGAGAGGGGAGAAAGAAGUCAAAGCAUAGGGUAGGGCAGUGUGAGCAGGACCAGCAGUGUCAUUUGACUUAACAAACGAGGAUCGAAUGUCGUCAACCUUCUUUUCAAAAUGGCUCUGGCACCCCAAUGGUGGAACAAGCUCCCUCACGACGCCAGGACAGCGGAGUCACUCACCACCUUCCGGAGACAUUUGAAACCCCACCUCUUUAAGGAACACCUGGGAUAGGAAAAACAGACACUUUUCUGCCUUGGCAUAAAGGUCAUUUUCCAACAGUCGGGCCAGCACUGGAUGGAUCAUUCAUCAAACCAGGUAUUCAUAAUGCCCCGUGGUUGUGCUGAAUGCUGUCUUCCACUCAUCCCCCUCUUGGACACGCACCAUGUUGUACGCACUCCGGAGAUCUAAUUUGGUGAAGAAGCACGCCCCAUGCAUUGACUCGAUCACUGAAGGAAUGAGGGGGAGAGGAUAACUAAAUCGUAUCGUCUCCUUGUUCAGUGAUCGAUAAUCAAUGCAAAUGGGCAGACCGCCGUCUUGAUUCUUCACAAAAAAAAACUUGAGGAGGCGGGAGAAGUGGAGGGUCGUAUAAACCCCUGGCGCAGGGACUCGGUGACGUUUGUUUCCACAGCCUCCGUUUCUGCCUGUGACAGGGGAUACACAUGACUCCUGGGAGGCACAGCGUCUAUCCCCCGCCCGAUGAGGUGGUAACUUGGUCGCCUGCGUUUUGGAAAACACGUGCGCCAAAUUGAGGUAUUCGGUGGGAAUGCGCACGGUGGAGCUACUGUCUGGACUUUCCAUCCAUGGUGAUUGGUGCGGUAACAUCCCUAACAAACCCGGACCCUAAUGGUCGACUGUCAAGUGCUCUGAUGGGGAGUGGAAUGGAUAGGGGAACCAAUUAAUUGCCUAGCCUGUGUGAGAAUGCUCUGUUCAUAAAGUUCCCAGCUGCGCCUGAAUCGACUAGCGCCUUACACUGGGGAACUACAGUGUGAUCAGGAAAGUAGAUGGGUAGGGUACAGUGCGCAGCAGAGGGCUCUGAACAAGUGUAGGUGUUCGAUACCUGGGGUGAUGCGAGAGUGCCCUGCCUGCCGCCUUCAGACCCAAAAGAACGCUGACGACAUCAUGCGGUGUAAUGUCCCUCCGUGCCACCAGAGUUACACUGCCGCUGUCGUCCUCCGCUCUCUCGGAUCGCGGCUCCACCCAGCUCCAUCAGAUUGUGAUCCGAGUCGGCUGGGGUUGGAACAGGCAGACCUCCUCCAGGACAUCCUCUGGCCGCCAGCAGGUUGUCCAAACUGAUGGCCAUGUCCACCAGUUGCGUGAAGGACAACAUGGUUUCCCGGCAGGCUAGCUCCCUUCGGACGUCCUCCCGCAGAUGGCACCAGAAGUGGUCAAUAAAGUUUUCUCUCUCAUCGUGGAGAAAAGACGUUUAGGGACCAGGGAGAAAAUGCAAUAACUGGAAAAAAACUUGUAAUAUUUUCUGUUUAAAAUUUGAAGAUUAAAUGUUUGACUGGUUGUAAGGAAAUAGAAAGCUGUGAAAACGACCCAACAUGUUCAAAACUUUCUCAAUAACUUUCUCAAACCCAUAGUUACACUAUAAAGCCAAUUGAAUAAAAUAUAAAAUGCCCUGCUGUAUCAUUGGGCAUCAGGCCUUUUCUGGAUGGCUACAGUGCAUUCACAAGGAGAAUCACUAUUGAACAAGUAGGGGUGAAAUUCUCCUUCAACACAUUUUGUUUGAACCCAUCAUCACUUCCCACAGGUCUGCUGACAGAGAUCCAGUGUAAGUCUAAAAGGCUGAGGAAAAACACCAAGGCCUCACCAGGAGAGUCCACUGGGGACGAGACAGAGGGGGGAGACAGCAAGCAGGUCACCUCCACCACCAAACUGUCAAAGGUAAAAGCUCCCCUUUUUGCUCUUUAGAAUGGUUUUUGCUCUUCAAAAUGUGAAACGUCAGUGAUUCCAAAUGGAGGAAUCUAAGUACAGAAAAUUAUUUACUAGAAAAUGAUUUACUAGAAAAUGGUGUUAGAUGUUUAUAGACUAAGACAAACUAACUAUUUAUUGAAUGACCUUCCUUUGUUAAAAAAAUAUGAUGGUCUAUAUUCCCAAGAACUCCAAGGUAACCUGCCUAAAUGACUAUCUCCCUGUAGCACUCACAUCUGUAAUUUGUAAGUGCUUUGAAGGGCAUGACACACAUCAACCCCAUCACCCCAGACACCCUGGACCCACUCCAAUUCACAUACCGCCCCAAAAGAUUCACAGAUUAUGCAAUCUCAAUUGCACUGCACACUGCCCUCUCCCACCUGGAGAAGAGGGGAAAUAACUAUGUGAGAAUGCUGUUCAUAGACUACAGCGCAGCGAUCAAAACCAAAGUCCCCUCCAAGCUCAUCACCAAGCUCGAGACCCUGGGACUGAACACAUCCCUCUGUAACUGGAUCCUGGACAUCCUGACGGGCCGGCCCCAGGUGGUGAGGGUAGGCAACAACACCUCUGCCACGCUAACCCUCAACACGGGGGUGCGUGCUUAGUCCCCUCCUGUACUCCCUGUUCACCCACAACUGUGUGGCCACUCACGACUCCAACACCUUCAUCAAGUUUGCUGACGAAGCUACAGUGGUAGGCCUGAUCACCGACAUCAAUGAGAAAGCCUACAGAGAGAAAGUCAGAGACUUGGCAGUGUGGUGCCAGGACAAGACCCUCACCCUCAGCGUCAGAAAGAGGGGAGAGCACGCCCCCAUCCACAUCGACAGGGCUGUAGUGGAGCGGGUCAAGAGCUUCAAGUUCGUUGCCGUCCACAUCACUAAGGACUUAACAUUGUCCACAUGCACCAGUACAGUCUUGAAGAGAGUACGACAGUGCCUCUUCCCCCUCAGGAGGCUGAAAAGAUUUGGCAUGGGCCCUCUGAUCCUCAAAAAGUUAUACAGCUGCACCAUCGAGAGCAUCUUGACUGGCUGCAUCACCUCUUGGUAUGGCAAAUGCACUGCCCUUGACCUCAAAGCGGUACAGAAGGUGUUGCGGAUGGCCCAGUACAUAACUGGGGCCGAGCUCCCUGCCAUCCAGGACCUCUAUAUCAGGCGGUGUCAGAGGAAGGCCCCAAAAAUUGCAAGACUUCAGCAACCCCAGCCAUAGACUGUUCACUCUGCUACCGUCCGGCAAACGGUACCGGAGCAUUGACUCUCCGACCAACAGGCUCUGAGACCGCUUCUACCCCCAAGCCAUAAGACUGUUUAAUAGCCGUAAGACAGCUAAAUAGUUAUUUAAAUGGUUACACAGACUAUCUGCAUUGACACAGUGUCUGGGUUCAUCAGGAAGUGUAUAGCGGAUGUUGUGAUUAUUAAAACCUACCCAAACCAAAAACCGUGGAUAGAUGGCAGCUUUCGCACAUAACAAGGACUGUGGGCUCUCGUUCUCUGUGGCCGACGUGAGUCAGACAUUUAAGUGUGUUAACCCUCGCAAGGCUGCCGGCCCAGACGGCAUCCCUGGCCGCAUCCUCAGAGCAUGCUCAGACCAGCUGGCUGGAGUGUUCACGGACAUAUUCAAUCUCUCCCUAUCCCAGUCUGCUGUCCCCACUUGCUUGAAGAUGUCCACCAUUGUUCCUGUACCCAAGAAAGCAAAGGUAACUGAACUAAAUUAAUAUCACCCUAUAACAUUCACUUCUGUCAACAUGAAGUGCUUGAGAGGCCAGUUAAGGAUCAUAUCACCUCCACUUUACCUGACACCCUAGACCCACUUCAACUUGCAUACCGCCCCAAUAUAUCCACAGACGAUGCAAUCGCCAUCGCACUGCACACUGCACUAUCCCAUCUGGACAAGAGGAAUACCUAUGUAAAAAUGCUGUUUAUUGACUAUAGCGCAGCCUUCAUCACCAUAGUACCCUCCAAGCUCAUCAUUAAGCUCGGGGCCCUGGGUCUGAACCCCGCCCUGUGCAACUGGGUCCUGGACUUCCUGAUGGGCCACCGCCCCCAGGUGGUGAAGGUAGGAAACAACACCUCCACUACGCUGAUCUUCCAUGAUUGCGUGGCCACGCACGCCUCCAACUCAAUCAUCAAGUUUGCAGACGACACAACAGUAGUAGGCCUGAUUACCAACAAUGACGAGACAGCCUACAGGGAGGAGGUGAGGGCCCUGGCGGAGUGGUGCCAGGAAAAUAGCCUCUCCCUCAACAUCAACAAAACGAAGGAGCUGAUCGUGGACUUCAGGAGACAGCAGAGGGAGCACGCCCUUAUCCACAUCGACAGGACCGCAGUGGAGAAGGUGAAAAGCUUAAAGUUCCUCUGCAUACACAUCACUGAAAAUCUAAAAUGGUCCACCCACAGACAGUGUGGUGAAGAAGAGGCAACAGCGCCUCUUCAAUCAGGAGGCUGAAGCACUUCGGCUUGGCCCCUAAGACCCUCACAAACUUUUACAGAUGCCCAAUUGAGAGCAUCCUGUUGGGCUGUAUCCUCACCUGGUACGGCAACUGCACCGCCCGCAACCGCAGGGCUCUCCAGGAACAUAAGCAUUUCGCUACACCCGCAAUAAUAUCUGCUAAAUAUGUGUAUGUGACCAAUAACAUUUGAUUUGAUUUGACCAUAUCUUGCACAUUCACAAGACUAUGUAAAUGCACUUUAUACACACUCACUCACUCACACACUACACUGACACUCUCACAUAAAACCCACACACAUUCACACACAAUUUUACACUGCUACUCUGUUCUUUAUUUUACUCGUAUUAUUAUUUAUUCUGAUGCCUAGUCACUUUACCCUGCCUUCAUUUACAUAUCUACCUCAAAUACCUCUUACUCCUGCACAUUGAUCUGGUACUGGUACUUCCUGUAUAUACUGUAGCUUAAUUCUUGUGUAUUUUAUUCCUCUUGUGUUACUAUUUUUUAUUAUUAUUUUGUAACUCUGAAUCGUUGGGAUGGGCUCGAAAUCAAGCAUUUCACUGUAAAGUCUACACCCGUUGUAUUCGGCGCAUGUGACAAAUACAAUUUGAUUUGUUUUGAAAUGUCCUACACUGAUUACUGGAUAUGGGAAUAGCAUGAUAAUGACAGCCCAGUGUUAAAAUUAACUAUGAAUAUUUCAACAUUUCUAAAGCCAUGUUGCCACCAACAGAUUGUAUUACUCACAGCUAAGACUGCCUCUUUAAAGUAAUGACUCAUAAAUAGCCCUAGUGUUAAACAGAAGAGAUUCAAAACUGAUUGCUAAUGGUUUUCUUUCAGGAGAAAGUUGAGCUCAGUCAAGAGCAGCAGGCUCUUUUGAGCUUCAUCGUAGAAGCUUACCAGAAACAUCGAAUCCCUCAAGACAUGGCCAAAAAACUGGUAUGUGAUAUCUCCUACAAUUCUAUCAAAUUAUGUGUCUUUCAGCAAGCCAUCGUGUAUGCUUUUACAACUCAGACUUAUUCAUAGUUCAUAGAAGACACAAUAAGAGACCCUUGUAACAUAUCCCAGAGUAGAUGAUUUCCAAGUAAGACUCCAGCAAUGACUUAAACCACAUGCUCUCUAUCCCAGUAGAAGUCAGACUGUUCUCUCCCUCAUGUCUUAGAUGAAGUUGCAUAACUCUCCUUAUCAGCCAGCAGUGUCAUAAAACUUCACACACAUUCUGUAAUUCUCUUUUGUGUGCCCUUGUUGUUUCUCCAGCUACAGGAGCAGUUCAAUGCAGACGAGAACUUCCUCCUUUUGACAGAGAUGGCCACCAGUCAUGUUCAAGUGCUGGUGGAGUUUACCAAGAACAUUCCAGGUCUGGACUUCUAUGACAAUGGUCAUUCCAACCUUUUCUCUUUAAGGAAGUAGAAUAUAGGAUACUCCUAUUAAUUAUCAGUCAACCUCUGGCCUUUUGUGCCUCGGUACUCCAUAAUAAUAGCCUAAUCGGCUCCUUGGCACCAUCAUAGCAACAUGAUAACAACAAUUAACUUGUAUGACUUAAUAUCAUAGGUCAGAGCGGGUAUUGACCCAAGACUGUGUUAGUCCACUGAGCAAAGGUCUAGGCAUUAACUCAGGAAGCUAACACUAGUCUUCAGGUCUCCGGCAAGGUUACUCAUCACACAAGCAUAGUUCACCAAACCACCUCUGUUACACUGCAUUGAAAUGGAAAGAUAAGUCUACUGAGUGAGUUUAUUUAGCAUAGUUUUAUUUACUAGCAGGAUUUUUUUAUGUUUCAUUAUUUUUUAUUUCUCACAAACCAUAAGGGAGGUCCAUUCUCCCCUUCCUCCCUGCAAUAGCCUCUCCUGACUGUGCGUGCGUGCUUACAUGCUUGUGUGCAUGCGUGUGUAUGGCCCUGACAGGUUUCUCAGCCCUGGACCAUGAGGAUCAGAUAGCUUUGUUAAAGGGCUCGGCAGUGGAGGCCAUGUUCCUGCGCUCAGCACAGGUGUUUACCAGGAAGCUACCCCAUGGACACACAGAGGUGCUGGAGGACAGGAUACGCAAGAGUGGUACGUUCAUACUGGGAAUCUGGAGCAUGUAA
This is a messenger RNA of Coregonus sp. 'balchen', 19812 nucleotides long. NCBI's taxonomy places the organism in Eukaryota, Metazoa, Chordata, Actinopteri, Salmoniformes, Salmonidae. The record is from the annotation of a GenBank genome assembly.